AUGACUGUAGAACAUGCUCAAGACUCAGUGCUGGUUGGAAUGCAUUUAAACACUGAAGAGGAAAUCAACGAAGCUUUGGCAGUUCUAGAAGAAGAGAUUCAUUUGAUAUUUGCAACAGCUGAAAGACGUAUCAACGAUCUCAGCCAACGAAUCGAUUUCGUAUGUGCAGCUUUGCGGGCUCAAGGAAACACACAGAUCAAUCGAAUGCUAAAGUCGGUACGACAGCUAACCAUUGGAGAGUUUUGCGGGACAUAUGAAGCCAAUACCGAGAAUUUUUUGAAUGAGCAAGCUAAACAGCGUUCGGUGCAAAAUUCCAAAAAAAGUAUAGCGCAUGUGGAUGAUAAUGAGCCGGAAGUUGAUAGUUUGAUGAAACAAAGAAAGUCGAGUACAAGCGUUGACGGUACAGAGAAGAAUCAUGCUCACCCAGAUGCGCACGAAAAGGAAAACCAUCGAAAAGCUAACGAGAUAAAAGAAUGCCGUGAAGCCGACAAAGAGACACCCUUGCAAAACAGCCAACACCAACGCCCUGUGGAACGGUUCACUCUCCGUGUCAAUAGAGGAGUAUUGUCUGAUAUCAGUGUUCAAUUAGAUCCUGAGUAUGUUGAUGAAGAUACUGAUAAACUGGCUGUUGAUUUACCAGAAGACAUCGUUAAUCAACUGGACAAACAUCAAAAAGAACGUAUUUUGAAGCAAAUUCAACAACUGCAAAAUACUUUAAGUGCAUUUACAGAAACGCUGGGUUGA
Messenger RNA from Mycotypha africana, 744 nucleotides. RefSeq lists its product as uncharacterized. NCBI's taxonomy places the organism in Eukaryota, Fungi, Mucoromycota, Mucoromycetes, Mucorales, Mycotyphaceae. The coding region runs from base 1 to 744 and encodes 247 amino acids. The transcript has 3 exons. The record is from RefSeq and is a predicted model, not a curated record.